CCGGCAGCGGCAGGAGUGAUGAAAUCAAGAUGGCCGCUCGACAACGCGAGCGCGGCGGAGAAGAGGGACCGUGAAGAAAGUGAAAAUAAUAACAAAAACGACAACGAAAAACGACAGAAACAGCGACUCGCUACCGAGACAGAGCAUCUGGAUUCCCGAAUACGGACCUCGGGAGAGCCUGAGAGAGAGAGAGAGAGAGAGAGAGAGAGGACCGUGGCGUUUAUUUAAUAAUAACAACAACAACAACAACACCACCACAGUAUACCCCCUCAUCAACCGGGCAGGGGGCUGAGACGUUUCUGAGAGGAGGGAGAGGUCUCCAAAAGAAGAAGAAGAAGAUUGAAUACAAAUUAAUACAAUCCAAAAAAAAAAACCUAGAGACGGCUUUGUUGUUUACGUCUUGAUGCGAGUGACAGAUACAGCCGGGCCGGGACGCUGUAGGGUCGAGUAGAGAAUAAAUAAAAGCAAGGGUACAAAUCGUGUAAGAAAACCUGCUGUAUCGUUUGUUUUUCAAACAAAAGACUUGCCUGCCUGUGGAAAUAUUAGUAUUAUUAUUGCAGGAUUUAUAAACACGCGGCACUGUGUCUUUGUUUUUUUAAAAUCACGUCCCGUUUUUAGAUUCAACAAGAACAGAAUUGAGAAGCUCAAAGGUAAACAAACCUCACAGACUGAACUGUCUUCAAAGACGUGAUCUUAAAAAAAAAAAAUCAUUUUCAAAGUAUUUCGACACGGGGGGUGGGGGAGUCCAAACAGAUGCCAGUUAUUUGUACUUCAGCAUGAUCUAGGAUUUUGAGUUCAAAAAUCAGAAAUCACGUCCCGAAGACGGAUUUGAACCGACGACAGUACAGUGAAGCAGGAGCUCGGUUUGAUCGGAGAUUUGUCACGAUGGAGUCGGACGAGUUCGUGCCGCCCCCGGAGUGUCCCGUCUUCGAACCGACCCGGGAGGAAUUCGCAGACCCGCUGGGGUACAUCGCCAAAAUCCGCCCCAUCGCAGAGAAAUCCGGGAUCUGCAAGAUCAGGCCACCGGCGGACUGGCAGCCCCCCUUCGCAGUGGAUGUGGAUAACUUCAGGUUCACUCCCCGAAUUCAGAGGCUCAAUGAGCUGGAGGCUGAGACGCGUGUGAAGCUGAACUAUCUGGACCGCAUCGCAAAGUUCUGGGAGAUCCAGGGGUCCUCUCUGAAGAUCCCCAAUAUUGAGAGACGCAUCCUGGACCUCUACAGCCUGGGCAAGAUAGUGAUGGAGGAGGGAGGCUACGAGACUGUCUGCAGGGAGCGGCGCUGGGUGCGAGUGGCUCAGAGAUUGGGGUACCCCCCCGGCAAGAACAUCGGCUCCCUGCUGCGCUCCCACUACGAGAGGAUCGUGUACCCCUUCGAGAUGUUCCAGUCGGGGGGCAACCUCACGCAGUUCAAGUCCCGGCAGCUGUAUGACAGUGAAGAGAAAGAUAAGGAGUACAAACCCCACAGCAUCCCCCUGCGGCAGUCUGUACCCCCCUCCAAAAUCAUCAACCUGGGGCGCAGGGCCAACCGGCUGCAGCCUGACCCCGAGCCCACAGAGGAGGACAUUGAGAAGAAUCCUGAGCUGAAGAAGCUGCAGAUCUACGGAGCCGGGCCCAAGAUGAUGGGUCUGGGACUGGUGCCCCGAGACAAGGCCCUGAGGAAGAAAGACGAGCUCCCCCAGACUCUGGUGGUGAAGGACAGUGUGGGGGUGAAGGAGGAGCCCCUCUCCCCUCCCCCGGGAACCGACGGGGACCUCAAGCCCGCGGGGGACUCCAUGCAGCCCGACGUGAAGCCAGAGAGCCCCAGCGAGGAGGAGCCCUGCACCAAGAUGACCAUGCGGCUGCGACGAAACCAGAGCAACACACAGAUCGUGGACUCCUUCGUGUGUCGCAUGUGCGCUCGCGGGGAUGAAGAUGACAAGCUGCUGCUGUGUGACGGCUGUGACGACAACUACCACACCUUCUGCCUCCUGCCCCCUCUCUCCGAGACCCCUAAGGGGGACUGGCGCUGCCCCAAGUGUGUGGCUGAGGAGUGCACCCGCCCUGCCGAGGCAUUUGGGUUUGAGCAGGCGACUCGGGAGUACACGCUGCAGAGCUUCGGGGAGAUGGCCGACGCCUUCAAGGCGGAUUACUUCAACAUGCCCGUCCACAUGGUCCCCACGGAGCUGGUGGAGAAGGAGUUCUGGCGGCUGGUCAGCAGUAUCGAGGAGGACGUCACGGUGGAGUACGGAGCCGACAUCCACUCCAAGGACUUCGGCAGUGGAUUCCCGAUGAAAAACGGGAAGAGGGAGCUGGCACCGGAGGAGGAGGAGUACGCCCGCAGCGGGUGGAACCUGAACGUCAUGCCCGUGCUGGACCAGUCUGUGCUGUGCCACAUCAACGCUGACAUCUCGGGCAUGAAGGUGCCCUGGCUCUACGUGGGCAUGGUCUUCUCAACCUUCUGCUGGCACAUCGAGGACCACUGGAGCUACUCCAUCAACUACCUGCACUGGGGGGAACCCAAGACCUGGUAUGGGGUCCCCUCGUCGUCCGCAGAGCGCCUGGAGGAGGUGAUGAAGAAGCUGACCCCCGAACUGUUUGAGAGCCAGCCAGACCUGCUGCACCAGCUCGUCACCAUCAUGAACCCCAACAUACUGAUGGGGUACGGGGUGCCGGUGGUGCGUACCAAUCAGUGUGCGGGGGAGUUUGUGAUCACCUUCCCCAGGGCUUACCACAGCGGCUUCAACCAAGGGUACAACUUUGCAGAGGCAGUGAACUUCGCUGCCGCAGACUGGCUCCCGGCAGGACGUCGCUGCAUUGAGCAUUAUCGGCGUCUGCGUCGGUACUGCGUGUUCUCUCACGAGGAGCUCACCUGCAAGAUGGCGGCCUGUCCGGAGAGACUGGACCUCAACCUGGCCGUCGCGGUGCACAAGGAGAUGUUCAUCAUGGUGCAGGAGGAGAGGAAGCUGAGGAAGGCGCUGCUAGACAAG
Messenger RNA from Acipenser ruthenus (sterlet), 2964 nucleotides. RefSeq names its product lysine-specific demethylase 5C-like. The record is from RefSeq and is a predicted model, not a curated record. The annotation marks the transcript as partial. Gene Ontology annotation, biological process: chromatin remodeling. Lineage: Eukaryota; Metazoa; Chordata; Actinopteri; Acipenseriformes; Acipenseridae. The transcript is spliced from 15 exons. Gene Ontology annotation, cellular component: nucleus. Gene Ontology annotation, molecular function: histone demethylase activity; DNA binding.